Molecule: messenger RNA, 1263 nt
Organism: Orycteropus afer afer
Lineage: Eukaryota; Metazoa; Chordata; Mammalia; Tubulidentata; Orycteropodidae
Gene: SOCS6
Product: suppressor of cytokine signaling 6
Exons: 2
Coding region: 1-1263 (420 amino acids)
Biological process (GO): intracellular signal transduction; regulation of growth; phosphatidylinositol phosphate biosynthetic process
Cellular component (GO): phosphatidylinositol 3-kinase complex
Molecular function (GO): 1-phosphatidylinositol-3-kinase regulator activity
Source: RefSeq, a predicted model, not a curated record
AUGAAGAAAAUUAGUCUUAAAACCUUCCGGAAAUCUUUUAACCUGAAUAAAAGUAAAGAGGAAACGGAUUUCAUGGUCGUGCAACAGCCCUCCCUGGCCGGUGACUUUGGGAAGGAUGAUUCCUUGUUCGGUAGCUGCUACGGUAAAGAUAUGGCCAGCUGCGACAUCACCAGCGAAGACGAGAAGAGUGGGAAAAACCGGUCCAAGAGCGAGAGCCUCAUGGGCACGCUGAAGAGGCGGCUUUCCGCCAAGCAGAAGCAGAGGGGCAAGGGCCCCGCGCCGGCCGGCGGCUCGGGCGACGAGGACACCUUCUCCUCCGCCUCCGCCCCGCUCGUCUUCAAAGACGUGCGCGCCCAGAGGCCCAUGCGCUCCACGUCGCUGCGCAGCCACCACUACAGCCCGACGCCGUGGCCGCUGCGGCCCACCACGUCGGAGGAGACGUGCAUCAAGAUGGAGGUGCGGGUCAAGGCGCUGGUGCACUCCUCCAGCCCCAGCCCCGCGCUGAACGGGCUGCGCAAGGACCUGCGCGAGCUGCCGCCCGACGCCGUGUGCGCGGAGCAGGGCGGCCCGCUCAAGAGCGCGGCGGCGCCGGGCGCCGAGCUGCACCUGCACCUGGACGAGCGCGUGCCCGUCGUCCUCGGACUCGUGCCUCAGGACUACAUCCAGUACACUGUGCCUUUAGCCGAGGGGAUGUACCCCCUGGAGGGCUCGCGGAGCUGCUGCCCCGACGGCUCCUCGCCCAUGGAGGUGUCCGCCGUGCCGCCCCCUGGCGGCGGCAGCGCCUUCCCCGACGCCGAGCAGGGCUGGUACUGGGGCCCCAUCACGCGCUGGGAGGCCGAGGGCAAGCUGGCCAGCGUGCCCGACGGCUCGUUCCUGGUCCGGGACAGCUCCGACGACCGCUACCUGCUGAGCCUGAGCUUCCGCUCGCACGGCAAGACGCUGCACACCAGGAUCGAGCACUCCAACGGCAGGUUCAGCUUCUACGAGCAGCCCGACGUGGAGGGCCACACGUCCAUAGUGGACCUCAUCGAGCACUCCAUCAGGGACUCCGAGAACGGAGCCUUCUGCUACUCGCGGUCCCGCCUGCCCGGCUCGGCCACCUACCCGGUGCGGCUCACGCACCCGGUGUCGCGGUUCAUGCAGGUGCGCUCGCUGCAGUACCUGUGCCGCUUCGUCAUCCGGCAGUACACCCGCAUAGACCUGAUCCAGAAGCUGCCCCUGCCCAACAAGAUGAAGGACUACCUGCAGGAGAAGCACUACUGA